Phodopus roborovskii (desert hamster) is the source of this 897-nucleotide messenger RNA. Its product is annotated as NADH-cytochrome b5 reductase 2. The coding region runs from base 15 to 845 and encodes 276 amino acids. Lineage: Eukaryota; Metazoa; Chordata; Mammalia; Rodentia; Cricetidae. Gene Ontology annotation, molecular function: oxidoreductase activity; FAD binding. The record is from RefSeq and is a predicted model, not a curated record. Gene Ontology annotation, cellular component: mitochondrion. The transcript is spliced from 8 exons.
UUGUUCUGAAGAAAAUGAGCUUAAAGAAGAAAGAUCACAUCACCUUACAGGACCCUGAAGCCAAGUACCCCCUGCCCUUGAUUGAGAAGGAGCAAAUCAACCACAACACCCGAAGGUUCCGCUUUGGACUGCCCUCACCAGACCAUGUCUUAGGGCUCCCUGUGGGUAACUAUGUCCAUCUCUUGGCCCAAAUUAAGGACGAAUUGGUGAUCAGGGCUUACACUCCUGUCUCUGGUGACAAUGAUCAAGGUUUUGUGGACUUCAUUAUAAAGAUAUACUUCAAAAAUGUGCACCCCAAGUAUCCUGAAGGGGGAAAGAUGACUCAGUACUUAGAGAACAUGAAAAUUGGGGACACCAUUCUUUUUCGAGGGCCAACAGGGCGCCUGUUCUAUCAUGAUCCAGGUUCCCUUACAGUCAAAACAGUCAAAACAAGUGAGCCUGAAAAAAAACUGGUUCAUCACCUGGGGAUGAUUGCUGGGGGCACAGGCAUUACGCCCAUGCUGCAGCUCAUUCGCCACAUCAGCAACAACAGCAAUGAUAGGACCAGGAUGUCCCUCCUCUUUGCCAACCAGACAGAAGAGGACAUCUUGCUGAGAAAGGAACUGGAAGAAAUUGCCACAACUCACCUCCACCAGUUCAACCUGUGGUAUACCCUGGACAGGCCUCCUGAUGGCUGGAAGUACAGCUCGGGAUUUGUUACUGCUGACAUGAUCAAGGAGCACCUCCCUCCCCCUGGGGAGGACACACUCAUCCUGGUGUGUGGUCCACCACCUAUGAUCCAGGAGGCAGUUCACCCCAGCCUGGAGCAGCUUGGCUAUACCAAGGACAUGAUUUUUACCUAUUAACACAUCCCAUGCUCCUUGGCAGCUCACUCCCUGUUUCAGAGUGGGUUUGACU